Racocetra fulgida is the source of this 351-nucleotide messenger RNA. NCBI's taxonomy places the organism in Eukaryota, Fungi, Glomeromycota, Glomeromycetes, Diversisporales, Gigasporaceae. The record is from the annotation of a GenBank genome assembly.
AUGAAAGAAAAUUUUAAAUUAGUUACUGAAUCAAUGCAUAUUGAUAAAAGCCGCGGCGAAGUAGAAAAUGCUUUGAAUAUUUCCCAAGAUCUACUUGAGAAACGUCAAAUAGUAAUAGUCGAUAUUGCAAAUGACCCUGUUGAUAAGAAAGAUUACCAGGAAGAUCUAGAUCCUACCUUGUUCCAUUCCGAAAAAACCGUUUUUGGUUGGACCGAUAAAUGGUUUGGUAUGACUAUGGAAGAUAUUCGUGCAUUAGAAGAUAAAACAAAACUAGACCUUGAUGAGUCACUGUCAAAACCAAUAGAAGUCUCAGAAGUUGAAGCUGGAGAAACGGUGGUUGUCAGGGCUUAA